Messenger RNA from Talaromyces proteolyticus, 1554 nucleotides. RefSeq names its product major facilitator superfamily domain-containing protein. The record is from RefSeq and is a predicted model, not a curated record. Gene Ontology annotation, molecular function: transmembrane transporter activity. Lineage: Eukaryota; Fungi; Ascomycota; Eurotiomycetes; Eurotiales; Trichocomaceae. The annotation marks the transcript as partial. The transcript has 4 exons. Gene Ontology annotation, biological process: transmembrane transport.
GCUGCUGCGCUCAAAACUCACCAAAUCACCGUCAUCAUGUUGGCUCUCAGUGCCAGCGCGUUCGUCUCUGCUCUAGAUCUAACUAUUGUAUCAAAUGCUCUACCCGUUAUUUCGGGGUACUUUCAUAGCACUUCCGGCUAUACGUGGAUUGGAAGCGCUUAUGUCUUGGCUAACACAGCUACGACGCCAGCAUGGGGCAAGAUAUCCGACAUUUGGGGACGGAAGCCUCUGCUUUUGGUUGCACUGGUUGUGUUUUUUGUUGGAAGUGUCCUUUGUGGAAUUGCAAAUUCAAUGCCAUUGCUGCUUGCAGGACGGGCAAUUCAAGGUGUGGGUGCUGCUGGGCUGAAUAUCUUGGUAAAUAUUUGCGUUAGUGAUCUGUUCUCGCUCAGAGACAGGGGCUUGUACUUUGGCUUGCUCUCUGUUGUGUGGGCUUGUGCAAGUGGUGUGGGGCCAGUGCUUGGUGGAGUGUUUUCCCAGGAGUUGUCAUGGAGAUGGUGUUUUUAUAUAAACUUGCCCGUCAUCGGAGCAGUGUUCUGCUUGUUGUGGUUCGUCCUCAAACUCGAUACUCCCAAAACACCCGUGUGGGAUGGUCUGAAAGCCGUCGACUGGACAGGCUGCCUGCUUGUUAUCGGGGGUACGCUUAUGCUUCUAUUCGGACUCGAUUUUGGCGGUGUUACUCAGCCAUGGAACUCAGCCACUGUGAUUUGUCUGAUUGUAUUUUCCGUCUUCAUGGGUGCCUUGUUCGUCGUGAACGAGAAGAAGCUUGCUAAAUAUCCUGUGAUCCCAAUGGAUCUUUUCCAAUACCGAUCUGGAAUAGGCUCUUUUGCGCUUUGUUUCUGCCAUGGAUUUGUAUUUAUGGGAGAGGCUUACUAUCUUCCACUAUAUUUCCAGUCUAUACUCGGGUUGAGCCCGGUGAUGUCAGGAGUCUACUUUUUACCUUACAUUCUAACAAUCUGUAUCUCAGGAGCAUUGACAGGACUCAUCAUCCAAAAAACCGGGACAUAUUUGCCAACGACUUACCUGGGGUUAGGCUUGAUGGCUCUCGGCGUCGGGCUGCUCAUCAACCUCGAUAUCGAACUCAAUUGGGCGAAGCUGAUAGCAUACCAGAUCAUUGCCGGCGCGGGCAGCGGGAUGAAUUUCGAGAGUCCUUUGCUCUCAUUACAGGCUGUCGUCGGCACACGCAAUGCUGCGACGGCAACAUCAACCAUCGGGUUCGUGCGGACAUUGUCAUGCGCCAUAUCCGUUGUCAUUGGAACAGUGGUAUUUCAGAACCAAAUGGAAAAGCAAGGACCGAGCCUACUGGCCGCCCUUGGCCCUCAACUAGGCAGUUUGCUAGCCGGGGGGGACGCUGCUGCGAAUAUCGAUGUGAUUAACACGUUGCCGCCGGCACAGCAACUAAUAGCACGACAGGCAUUGGGUCAAUCUCUAAAGACUAUGUGGAUUGUGUAUACUGCAUUUGCUGGUCUUGGGCUGGUUGCGGGUUAUUUGAUAGGCGCGCACCCUCUGAGUCGCGAGCACCAGAGUGCUGUUCUAGGGCUGGAUCGUCACAACAAC